Cuscuta campestris is the source of this 738-nucleotide messenger RNA. The record is from the annotation of a GenBank genome assembly. NCBI's taxonomy places the organism in Eukaryota, Viridiplantae, Streptophyta, Magnoliopsida, Solanales, Convolvulaceae.
CCCAGCCGCAAACCCUAUUCCGGCUCCGAUCUGUCAGCCACCCAGGAUUUGGUCCGUGGGCCCCUAAUUUUGCCGAGUUUGAUUCCAUUGAAGUUACAAAACUUUAGAACAAACAUGUUGGGCGCUAUUAAAUUUCUCAUCGAUACUCCACCUUCUGCGUCAAAUCUGGUCUCUACAGUACUUGAGCAACACACUGCAGCACAGGAUCAAGCAUCCAAGGAGGAAUCAAGCGUUGACUCACAAGUUGGAGAUGAAGUGGACACCGGGCCUGAAGCAACAAACAAAGAUGACGGGAGGUCCAACGUUGUGGAAAAAAAUGAAGGUCCUCUUGCAGAAGAUGUUGCUAAUGUUGAUAAGUCAGAUUCUACUUUUCAGGAAUUUUAUACUUCAGCCGGAGUGGUCAUUGCAAAGUAUGAUGUUCCAAAAAGUGUUGACAGAGUGGCAGAUGCAGAUGAUAAGCAAGCAUGCUCCCCUAUUUUGAUUGAUACCAUCAAGUUAUUUGAGCUUGCCGAUGUUGUCACGUAUGAGCACUGGGGUUCAAAGAAAAUAGUUCAAUGCAAGUUUGGUCUUCUCUCUUAUUUCUACCGGUAUACUUCAUCUGAGAAGCUUCUUGAAGAUUGGUCUACAACUGGACAUCUUGUCUAGUUCAGCACGUUCUCACAUGUCCAAAAGCUUGAGUGGAAACCUCCACCUUGAGGACAAGGUGGUUUUUAAGGGGGUGGGAAUGAUAUGUAUGGU